GUUGUGGGACCCGGCAAAGGACUAAUGACAGCAUGGCCAACUGACUUUUGAAGACCCCACAAACCACAUGCAAAAAAGCCCCCCCAUUUUUAUAUAAUUUGCAUCCCCAUCCCUUUGCAUUUUCUUUUCUUUCUUCUCCACCUAUUUCAAAACACCUGUGCAUCUCAUUCAACUUGACUUUACGUAUAUAUACAUAUUAUAUAUAUCUCUUCUUACAAACCACAACUCAACUCACUGUGUAAGAUAUUAUUCAGCCUCAUUCAGUAGCUGCUUUGUAUAUAUAUAUAUAUACAUACACACACAUAUAUAUAAAACACACACACACACACACACACACAAACAUGGAAGGUGGUCUUGAGUUAGACGACGACGUUUUCUUUAAAGACUUAAGCAAACAAAUCUCUCUCCUAAUUAUGGAUGACGAUGAACCUGCUGACUCACUUGUUCAUCCUCCAUCUCUAAAUCUACAGGGUUAUAAUAAUCAAGUUAUUAAUCCGGCAAGACAAGAAGCAUCCUCGUUCGUUAGUUACGAUAAUCAUAAUCAUAAUCAGAAUCAGACGAGGAAGCGGGAUCAGAGCAAAGGGACCGGAGUUUUUAUCCCGCGUUCUUCAUCAAAUCCGAGGCGGAAAAAUGUUAAUAAGCAAGGAAGAUUUAAUAAGCCUCAGAUUAGUAGGGCUGAUCAUAAUAAUACCCAAUAUAUGGGUUAUAAUAAUAUUAAUAAUAAUAGUAAUUAUUACAAUAAUAUUAAUCUGUCACAUGAUGAUAAUUCAUUUAACCUUAGAAGAUUUUGAUUAUCAUAUUAAUUAAUUUGCCAUGAAAAAAAUUUCUGCUGUGAAUAAAUUAAACCUAAUAAAAAGAAGGCAGGUGUGUAUUUUUUAUUUUAUUUUUUAGUUUUUAAGUGUCGGUAGCAUCUCUUGUAAUAAUUUGAUGUAUUAUAUGGAUUGUUUUUAUUAAUUAGGGUCU
Erythranthe guttata (spotted monkey flower) is the source of this 963-nucleotide messenger RNA. RefSeq lists its product as uncharacterized. The record is from RefSeq and is a predicted model, not a curated record. NCBI's taxonomy places the organism in Eukaryota, Viridiplantae, Streptophyta, Magnoliopsida, Lamiales, Phrymaceae.